Molecule: messenger RNA, 1443 nt
Organism: Pseudomassariella vexata
Lineage: Eukaryota; Fungi; Ascomycota; Sordariomycetes; Amphisphaeriales; Pseudomassariaceae
Product: major facilitator superfamily domain-containing protein
Exons: 6
Coding region: 1-1443 (480 amino acids)
Biological process (GO): transmembrane transport
Molecular function (GO): transmembrane transporter activity
Source: RefSeq, a predicted model, not a curated record
AUGGAACGGGGCGAUGAUGCGCCAAAUAUCUCGAGUUCCGACAAUAACGAAUCUGCGAAUCAACCAGUUGCAGAGUUCAGGGAGGGCGGUUAUGGCUGGUUGGUCACCCCUAGCAUUCCGGUGGCGUUGCUCAACGCCCAUACAUGGGGUCUCAACUCUUCCUUCGCCGUAUUCCUGGCCUAUUAUCUUCGUAGUGGCACUUUCGAAGGCACUAGCACCAUUGGCUAUGCCUUCGUUGGCGGCUUGUCUCUUUCAAUAGCCAUGCUCAUAUCACCCCUCGCCACCUACUUCGCCGGCUCCAAAUGGUGCGGAACGAGGAAGACCAUCUUCCUCGGGGCCGUCUUUGAAACCGCAGGUUUCGUCGGAGCCUCGUUCACGAGUCAGCUUUGGCACCUGCUUCUCAGUCAGGGUGUAGCUUUCGGCGUAGGCAUGGGCUUCUGCUUCGUAGCCUCCUACCCCGUCCCCACGCAAUGGUUUAGCAAGCGACGCUCCCUAGCCAGCGCCUGCGCCGCCGCCGGCUCCGGCUUCGGCGGUUUCAUCUACUCCCUCUCGACCAAUGCCAUGAUCGCCCGCAUCGGACUGCCUAGAACGUUCCGUGCACUCGCCAUCCUCUGCUUCGUCGUGAAUGGAGCUUGCAGCGUGCUGAUCCGCGACCGCAAUAAAGCCAUUGGCUCCGUGACCGCGGCGUUUAACUGGCGCCUCUUCGCAAGGCCGUCCUACGUUUUGCUCGAGAUGUGGCUGUUUUUCUCCGUAAUGGGAUAUGUCAUUCUUUUGUUUAGCAUUGCGGAUUAUAGUCAGGCGGUAGGACUUACGACUUCGCAGGCUAGUUUGGUGGGGGCUCUGUUUAAUUUAGGACAAGGUCUAGGCCGCCCCAUGAUAGGCCUCUCCUCCGACUCCGUCGGCCGCCUUAACAUGUCCUGCCUCUGCACCCUGCUCUGCUCCCUCCUCUGCUUCUUUUUCUGGAUCUUCGCCGCCCGCUCCCUCGCCGCCUGCAUCGUCUUAGCCUUCCUCAGCGGCACCGUCGCGGGAGUCAUGUGGGCCACCGCCGGUCCCGUCUGCGCCGAGGUCGUAGGCCUACCCCUGAUUCCCUCGGCGCUAUCCAUGAGCUGGCUCGUUCUCGUGAUUCCGUCUACGUUUUCGGAAGUCGUUGGGCUGAGUUUGAGGAAAGAGACCGGAUACUGGGGGUAUUUGGAUGUCCAAAUCUUCGUGAGCUGCAUGUAUCUUGUUGCAUUUAUGGCGUUGUGGAUGCUCAGGGCCUGGAAGGUGGCGGAGUUAGAAGAGGCAGGGUUGGAUAAGGAAGGGAGAGAGAGGGCGGUUAUGGACGAUGCAGCGAUGCCUCAUGAAAGUGGGGUGACAACCGAUGUGCAGGUUGAGGGGGCUGAUUUGGUCAGGCACAGACGAAGAGCCAUGCUUAGAGGGUUGUGGGCGAUAGAGCGUGUGUAG